Messenger RNA from Plutella xylostella (diamondback moth), 4763 nucleotides. RefSeq names its product integrator complex subunit 3 (gene IntS3). The record is from RefSeq and is a predicted model, not a curated record. Gene Ontology annotation, cellular component: cytoplasm. Lineage: Eukaryota; Metazoa; Arthropoda; Insecta; Lepidoptera; Plutellidae.
ACUUUUGACAAUGACAGGGGCACGCACACAUUCGUGUUUUUGAUUGUGUUCACUGUAUUUUUAUUGCUUCUAUAUUUUUCGCCUACGACAGCCAUGUAGGAGACAACCUGCGCCAAUUUUUAGCGUUUUGAGUGGUUUUAAAAAAUUCCAAAAUAUGGAGCAGACAAAAUCUAAUUCGCCCAAGUUAUUCGUGUGCACUGCUAUAGAAAACAAGGAUGAAAUAGAAGAGAGAUACGAGCGUGCAUACGCUUACUUCCAAUCCGUAGUUGCGGACUGCAGCGAGAAGGAGUCCCACGACGCACUGAACAAUGCGGCGUGCAAGAACCACGAGGAGGUGUCGCUGGGCAUGCUGACGGCGAUCCUCACGGAGCCGGCGGCGGCCGCGAAGUGCUACCGCGACCUCACGCUCGUGACGCGGGACGGGUUCGCGUGCGUGCUCAACAACCUGUCCACGCUCAUCCUCGAGCGGUACCUGCGGUUCCACGACACUACGCGCGGGCAGCUGCUCUGGCUACUCAAGGAGAUGAUCCGCAACGCCGUCGCCGGCGUCGACAGCGUGUGCUGGAACCUCAUGCGAUACGCCUCCGGCGGUGACGUCACACCCAAAAAUAUUUUCUUAAUUGAAUCUCUCUUAGACAUUUACAUUGAACACAGGACGUGGCUAGACAAGUUCCCUCCCCUUAUCUGUAUGGUAGUGUACACGUAUCUUAGGCUGAUAGAGGAUCAUAAUAUGCCGCAUCUGAUGCUACUGAGACAGAAGGAAGUCAAUUUUGUAAUUACACUUAUAGUAGAAAGGUUCGCGGAUGUCCGGACGUUGGGGCGGGAUUUGGUGAGAUUGCUGCAGAAUGUGGCUAGGAUCACAGAGUUUAAUCAGUUGUGGAGGGACCUGCUCGAAAACCCAAAAUCACUGAGUCCAACGUUCACAUCCAUACUGCAACUAUUACAAACUAGAACUUCCCGAAGGUACCUGCAGGCCAGGCUGACACCGGAGAUGGAAAGAAAGUUAGUAUUCUUGACGUCACAAGUGAGAUUUGGCCACCAUAAGAGAUACCAGGAGUGGUUUCAGAGGCAAUACCUGGCUACACCAGAGUCACAAUCUCUGCGGAGUGAUAUGAUAAGGUUCAUAGUCGGAGUCAUACACCCAACAAAUGAGCUUCUCUGUUCAGACAUCAUUCCCCGGUGGGCUGUGAUAGGCUGGUUGCUCACAACAUGCACAUCUAACGUUGCAGCAUCAAAUGCUAAACUAGCCUUAUUCUACGACUGGUUAUUCUACGACCCAGAAAAGGAUAACAUCAUGAACAUAGAGCCUGCCAUACUAGUGAUGCACCACUCCAUGCGGUCGCACCCGGCCGUCACCGCCACGCUACUAGACUUCCUGUGCCGAAUCAUUCCGAACUUCCAUCCACAGUACUCCGACAAAGUCAAACAGGGUAUCUACAACUCUUUACAGCAGAUCAUAGAGAAGAGAGUGCUACCGAACUUGCAGCCGCUAUUUGACUCGCCGAAACUGGACCGGGAGUUGCGAACGACAGUGCGGGAGACGUUCAAAGAGUUCUGUAGCAACGGGAACGGGGAGGGAGGGGUGUCUCGGGAAGAGGGGGAAGACUUCAGCCGCGGCGGGGACGAGCCGGCGUUCUCUGAUGACGAAGAGGAGGCGCUGGCGGCCCCGGCCGAGGACACGGACGACGACGACCUGCCGCUGUCGGAGGUGCGCGCGAGAGAGAGGCCCGAGCUUGCCGCGGCCCUCCCGCUCACACUCAGACCUCUAGCGGAAAACCUACUAGAUGAUAGGUCUUAUGAGUCUGCGGUGACUCUGCUAUCCUCCGCCACAAGCUCGCCUAUGCCCACGCCGCUAGCGCUGGCCGAUCUGUUCGCGGCGGCUUUACAGGAUGCAACGCCGUUGAAGAUACCUCCUAACCCCACCCCGGCGGAUCUCGAUACCGCAAUAAAAUCCCCCCUCUUCGCCAUGUUCUCCUGCGUCAUGCCCGGAGAAGACACGGAUAGAAAGAAGUUAGUCAUGAAGACGUUUAAGGAAAUGCAUUCGCAGAACCUGUACAGUGGAGUCGGAUACUCGCUCCUAUUUUACUUAAGGGUUCUGUUUGAAAGAGAUCGCCGGGCGGAGCGCGACGCCGUCAAACGACGGAACGUGAAGUUCAAAGCGAACAUUUACAAAGAAUACUGCAGUUUCCUCGACAUUAAACUCGCUGACAGCAUCGCGGAUGACUUCGAGAGAUGUCAAGAAUGCGACGCUAAUCUCCUCGUGUAUUUGAUCCCGGAUGUCUACCGGGAAUUUAAGGACCUAGCCCAGAACCACAUCCGCCUACUACACUGUAUAGUUUCAACUCUAGACGCGGCGCAACUACAACAGCUCGUCUGUCUCACGCUGCAAGGCAACCUCAUGAUGUUCAAAUCCGACGACAUCAACACCAUGCUAUCCACUAGUUUAAGCUGGGAGACUUUCGAACAAUAUUGUCUAUGGCAACUACUAACGGCCCACGACAUAGCGAUCGAAGACGUGCUAUCCAUCAUCCCUGACUUAUCUUACAAGGAGCACUCUGAAGCGUUAACCUCAGUGCUGUUGAUGUUGAAGCAAGGCCGUCCGACGGCCGACGUGAUGCGUCAGUUAUUCUGUAGGAAGUUGUGUGAGGACGAUACGUUUGUGGUGUCCACGUUGAUGUACUGGUGCCAGGACUAUGAAGACAAGGUUGGCGACCUGGUGGCGGCGCUGCUCAGCACCAGGUACCCCGGGACGAGCCCCAACAAGAGAAAACGGCCCGGCAAGCACAGUUUGCCGCCCAACGCGCCGCCCGCCGCUGAACUAGUGAUAGGGCACCUGGAACAGCUGCGGCUGUGCUGCGUGGCGGCGGACGACAUGUCCAUCUUCAACAUGGUGUGCAUGCAGAAGGCGCUGCAGCAGGCCAGCGGGAACUCCAGCGAUACCCUCCGACGACAAUACAGCGACCUGUUCCUCCUGGCGUGGGAGGACGAGCUGCCGAUCUCCCGCCGCGCGCGCAAGCUGGCGGCCGGCGCGCCGCUCGGGCUCGGGCAGACGCUGCACUCGUCCAAUGAUGAUAGUGAGGAGGAGGAAAUAGUAAAGCCGAAACAGGCGAAACGCAGAAAGAAAGCGAUAUCGGACAGUGAUUAACGAAAACGCCAUUACGGACUCAAGUAACACCAAAGUGCGACAUACAAUACAAUAAUUCACGUUGAACUGUGUUUGUUACCGCCUCGCCCGAUUCUGGUAGCGAUUGCGAGAGUAUCACAAUGCUAAAACGAUUACGCGGUAACGCAAGUUAGGGUAAUGUAGUGGAGGAAACGGAUGACUGGGUGGGUCUAUGUGCUUGAAUUUGAUAAGUAUUGGUGUCUGAAGAAAGUAUUAGUAAUGGUCUCUUAGCCGAAUUUUGACCAGAGAUUAUAAUCCAAUAUUCUCCUAAAUCUAUGGGAAGGAUGACGACCAUGAGUUGAAUAAGGUCAACUGUUAUAAAUUAAAUACAGUAAACAAUUAAAGUACUUACUUUAAGUAUUUAAAUAAAAUAAACACGCAUAAAUAGCUCUAAAUUAAAUAUAGAUUAACUUUAUCUUACUGUCAAAAAUAGAUUAAAGGGUCCGAUUAGCCAAUGAUUGUGUGGUGAGGACCAUAUCGGCUGUGCAGUAGAUAUGAAAAACUGAUAUUUUAAACUCAAGGAGUAAGUAGAUAUUGUCAGUAAGACAUAUUACAUGACAGCUGUUUAGCCCUAAAAAGUUAUCGUUAGAAUGGGAAUAAAAGGGCUUCAAAAGUAGACCGUAUUCGUAAUUGGGUAGAGAUUAGCAUAAGUUUACUGUCUCGCAAAAUGUUACCAGAAUCGGGAUUUGUUUAAUAUUAAGAGUUUAUGUUGAGAUGCCGCCUGCGCCGCCCAGUAGUUGACGUCUAGAGCGUCACGACGCAUUCCAUUUUCAAACCCACAAAUGAAUUAAAAAGUUACAAACCUCUUUUGACUUGUAACUUUUUAUGAAAUAAGGAUGGAUGAAUCAUAGACUCAUCUUAAGAAUCAUUUUAGAUUUUUUAAAUAUGGAACUAUGAAAUCGUGUUUUGUUUUAUUAGGUUUAUAAAUUCGAUUGUCAAUUGUUGGCAUUCGCGGCGUCAACUAUAGGUUUGAGACUCGAUGUUAUCGCUUCGGAACAUUAUAAUAGUUAGGUGCUUUUGAUCUGUACAUUAAUGUGAUUAUGAGAACCCACGAGUGUGGGUUAUAUUGAAACCCUGAAUGUAAUAAUGUUCGAAAGGGCGAGAGUUAAGGUGAGUAUUCACCAAAAACGUUAAAUUAAUGUAAAUUAUUUAUUUUUGUGCAAUCAACAAACAACAGAAGAUUCGUUUGUGAAAAAUGCCAAAAAAGCUCAAAGUGUAAAAAUAUUUAAUCGGUGGUUAAAAGCCACUCAGCUUGUUAAAAGACCAGAUAUUAACACGUUCGCGGGCACCCACGUCAAUGCCGGCCACAGGCCAGAGUCCGUGAAAGUGUUAAGCAGUUAACUUGGUGAAUACUCGCCUGGAUCACUAAUCCAUUAUUGACUGUACUAUUUUUGCUUUUGUAUAGGUAAGUGAGUAUUGUACAUUUGCACCGUUAGUUGUAAAGAUCCCCCGAUGUUGUAUAGUUGAACCCAGUACAGUUAAUUUGUUUAAAGUGUAAGGCAUGAGACCAAGAAUUUUAUUCAAAGAAUAUAUUGUAUUGAUGCAAUUUUCGAAAUACAUUUUACACUAGGAUCAAUAAAGUAUUCUCCCUUUAAGUACA